Cajanus cajan (pigeon pea) is the source of this 898-nucleotide messenger RNA. RefSeq lists its product as uncharacterized. The record is from RefSeq and is a predicted model, not a curated record. Lineage: Eukaryota; Viridiplantae; Streptophyta; Magnoliopsida; Fabales; Fabaceae.
CGUUAUCAGCAAUCAAGAUUCAAGUGUAGGCGGCGAGAGAGAGUAUGAUAUUGAUGGCGUCACUUGGCACCCCUGCGCAUGUUAGCAACAAGAAGCCCUUGCAUUGUUCCACUUCCAAGGCCAAGCUUGUGCGGUGCGCAGUGUCACCCCCGGCAUGGCGUGAAGGCCGGCGUACGGUGUCGUUUUCGCUCCUUCUCUCCCACUUCCUUCUAGUUCCUAACUGUGAUGCUGCCCAAGCUAGUCUUUUAGAUAAGUAUGUUAAGAGAAAAAAGCUUGAUCCUCUGGAGGCUUAUGUACCGGCUGUGAUACUUACAGAGUUUCAGAUCAAGGACUUGGAAAAAACAUUAGAGGGUGAUGAGCCCCAAUUUGGCCUCUGCCGGUCUCUACUUCGUUCUGGGCCUGCAGCAUCACUUCGUGUAAAUAUUAGAGCUGUGGCGCAGUAUGCAUCUGACAGUGGCAAUGGUAAAACUGCAUUCAAUGAUGUUGAUGACUGUCUGAGGUCACUGGAAGAACUUGAUUCUUUGCUUCUUCAUGCAUCAAGAAAUGAUCCUGAAGCCUCAGUCAAAUCAAUGAAGGCAAAAAUCAAUUCUGCCCUUAACGCUCUGGACAGCCUCUUACAAACAGUUCCUUCAGAUGUGCUAAGUAAAGGAAAGGUUAUAGCCGAUUCAUACAGGGAACCGGAAGACGUGGAAACAGGGAGUUUGGACCCUGAAUUAAAGCAACUAGAAUCAAUACUAUGAAUACCUAACUGGCGUGUUUGCCUUUUUUGAGUAUUAGCCAGCAUAGUUAAGAUUGUGGAACCUAAAUUCCAACGGCAGAACCUUAAAACACAAAUAACAUUAUUUGUAUCAAAAUAUAAAAGGUUUUGAAUAAUCGAUCUGUUUAUUAAAGCUUCUUU